Molecule: messenger RNA, 1567 nt
Organism: Solenopsis invicta (red fire ant)
Lineage: Eukaryota; Metazoa; Arthropoda; Insecta; Hymenoptera; Formicidae
Exons: 6
Coding region: 168-1190 (340 amino acids)
Source: RefSeq, a predicted model, not a curated record
UCGCCUUGCCAUCCUCGAUGUCAUGUGGUCACAUGUUUGAUUUAAAUGGUGAUCGUUGUUACUUUAAAUCCGUUACUGAAUCAUACUGAAUUUCCGCGUGUCGUGGUGCAUCGUGGUGUCGACUAACGUAAUUUAGUAACUCGAGUGUACGUGAAACUCGAGUAAAGAUGAAGAGAACUAAGCUCAGAGCUGAAAAUACGUUGUCCCGUGGCUUAAAAAACUCCAGCACGCAGACUGAUAAUUUUGAUAGUCAGAUAGAGAUUGCUAAAUUGGAGGAGCAAAUAAGAUUACUGCAACUCGAGGUUAAUGUUCUAAGAAGACACUCAGAAUUAAACAAGCCUAAUAAUGUUGAAAAUCAUAGAUCCGUUUCUUUGACUCCAAAUGCAACGUCAAAAAUUAAUAUGGAAAAAAAACUUUGUAAUUGCAAAGGAAACUGUUCUUCACGCAUCUGUGGCUGCGUGAAGAAGAAUCACAGUUGCAAUCCAUCAUGUAAAUGCGAUGGAAAACUGUGCCAAAAUCAGAAAUCGGAAGAUAAGCAAGAAAAUAAAGAAAAUAUUAAUGUAACUAAUGUAACUCUUAGAAAUCAAAGGAAAAAAAACGAAGAUGUAAGAAAUAGAAAUAAGAGACUGAUCAGUACAGAUACGACAGACAACUACGAAAUCUUUGAAGAAGAACUCGAGAUUAAGGAGCAGGACGAAAAAGAAGAGAAUAUUCCAAAGCAACAAGAAUUAGCAGAACGGGUAUUUAAACCGAGACAUCAAUUAUCACGAACACCACCAAAAAAUCUUGAGAAAUUACUUGAAAAAUCGGGACAUCAUUUAUCGCCACUAGCGAAUCUUAAAAAACUUGAAGAACCAAGCUGUUCAUUAUCAGGAAUAACAAAGAAUCUUGAAAAACAAUUUGAAAAACCGAUAUUUCAAGUAACCAAUACUUCGCAAACAUUAUCAAGAAACCUUCAGGAACCAUCUGAGAAACCAAGAAGUCAAUUAUUAAAUGUCGAGAGUAUUCCAUCACAUUCUAAAUCGAUUCAAGAAAUGAUGAAUAAAUCUCCUUUUGAAUUUAAAGAUAUUAAAGAAGAAACGGUUGAAUGGCAAGAGCAUACUGCGCAAUUAAUUGCUUGCCAAAAAUGCAAAAGAACUUUUCUGCCUGAUCGAAUUAAGAAGCAUGAAGCUUGUUGUAAAAAAAUUUAAAUAUUGGUGAAACGACUUUUUUUAACUUUAUGUUACUUUGCUUUUGAUUUUAUUUUUCUGAUAAUAUAUGGUACGCUAAAUUUAGUAUUAUUUUAAAUGGAAUGAAAUUAUAUACCUAAUAAAUAUUGUAAAUAUUAUAGAUUGUUAUAAGUUGAUCGUUUUUCUAAUAUUUCUAGUUCUUUGUACAAAAAUACAUUUUAUACUAAUAUUAUUUAGAACGAAUCGCAUUUUAAACAAGAAAUUAUUUAAUUUAUAAGAAAUAUGUAAGUGUCAUAGUGAUAUUAAUAUUUAACAGAAAUACAGUUUUAGGAAUAUGCACUAUAUUGUAGAUAUGUAGAUAAUAAAAUACCACACACAUUGUGUGAUAAUAAUAAUAA